AUGGUUGAGAAAGGUCCUGCCACCACCACUGCUCGUUCCAGGCAAUCUCCGCGGAUCCUGGUGGUAGACAUCCAUCCUCCCCAUUGGGACAACACCUGCCGCAAACUCUGUGAAGCCUUGGAAAAUGUCUUCUGCUUAGCCUGCAGCUUGACAGGCUCAUCCCGCAUCCCUUCAUUCAGCCUCUAUGUGGUCCAAAACCAGCAGGAAUGCCUGCUGCCCUUCGUGGCUCUUAAAGGAGGCUUCCCUCGGCUCCAGAGCUGCUUUGCAGAGCUUGGUGCCUUGCCGAAAGAAGGGGUGGUCCAGCCCAAAGAAGAGGCUGUGGUUCAAGCGGUGCUGGAUGGACUGCAGCAGUUCAAACAGUACACCGGUCAAGGUAUGGCCGGAGCCUGUCUGAACAGCUCUUCUGUGGAGAUUACAAUCCUGACUAGCCAGCCCAGCAGGAAAAUAGCCAACCAACUGGAUGCUGGAUUGCAGGGCAUUGACCUGGUUAGCCUCCACCAACUACAGGUGGUUGAGGUUUCUCAGCGGGCAGAUCAGGAACUCCCUGGGGCACAGUGGGACGGAGAAGUAUCCAGCGGCAGUGGGGAGAGCACAACAAUCUUGAACACAGAGGUUGAUUUACACACUGUGGAGAACAACGUGGUAGCCUUAGAGGACUUUUUCAAAGCCUGGUUGCAUGACCACGCUCCAGAUCAAGAGCAUCUUCAUCUCCUCCUGCCUGCCGGGACCACCGGCCACUCUGGGGCACCCAGCAACAAUGCAGCCUGGCUGAAGUGUGAUGUCCAGGAAAGAUUUCUCAGCCCCGCCCAGCUUCCUGCCGCUUGUGAGGGUGGAACAGCAGGAGCGGACAACGCUGCCGGUCCAUUCUGGAUGGCACCCGGCCUGGCCCCGCGCAGACUGAGAGUCCUCAGAGCGCUGGAAGCCGAUGGAGUCUGUGCAUCGGUGCUUUUUGGUCUCCCUCUGGUCGUAAGGCCCACAAACUGUUGGCAGCUGAGCUGGGAUGAACUGGAGACCAACCAGCAGAAUUUCCAAGCCUUCUGCCACUGCCUACGAAAGCGGAAAUGGCUGCUGCUUGCCAAAUAUGAGGCCUGGGGUGGGCCAGAUCUCAGCGGGGGCCUCUCAGCCGGCUCCUUCCAGGUCCUGCUACCCUCGGACUCCGGCACCCUGCUGCUGCGCCCGUUGGUGGGCCGAGAGCUGCUGCUGCCUUGCAGCUUCCCUCCCCUCCCUGCUGACCUGCCUGAAGCAGCGCUCGCUAAAAUGGAGGGCAUCCUUGGCAGCCUGGAGUUUGAGGCAAGCUACGAUCCCCUGCGGGCGACCAGUUAUUUGUACCAGGCCCUGAAGAGGUACCUGGGCCGCCUGCCCGCCACCCGGGUUCAGCGCUGGGCACCAAGGCAGUGGCCCCGCCAGGUACCAAGGGGCACGCGACACGGGGAAGGGCGGGGGGCAAACAUGGGCCCAGCAGCAAGGAACCAGCAGCAAGGAACUCCAACAUGGCUGCUUAAGAGGGCAAAGGUGCCAGCCACCCCCCCGCUCCCCACCCAGAAAGGGCUCUGCCCAAACCCCUGGGGCGCCCCAAUAGCAGGAAGGGCAGGACCUCCUCCCCAGGGGGGGCGCGUGCAUCCCAGCAGGGCCAGGGCCACAGUGGCCCCGCUGCAGGUGGCCCUCUCGCCUGCUGGCUCCGGCAGCCUCCCCCUUUCUCCAAGCCGAGGAAAGGCCACCCCGGAGUCCGAGAUGUAGCAGCCUUCGGAGCGCCUUGACUU
Messenger RNA from Pseudonaja textilis, 1760 nucleotides. The record is from RefSeq and is a predicted model, not a curated record. NCBI's taxonomy places the organism in Eukaryota, Metazoa, Chordata, Lepidosauria, Squamata, Elapidae.